This is a messenger RNA of Gloeophyllum trabeum ATCC 11539, 937 nucleotides long. RefSeq lists its product as uncharacterized. Lineage: Eukaryota; Fungi; Basidiomycota; Agaricomycetes; Gloeophyllales; Gloeophyllaceae. Bases 98 to 709 code for a protein of 203 amino acids. The transcript has 3 exons. The record is from RefSeq and is a predicted model, not a curated record.
CGCACAACCUGUGCGCCCGCCUUUCUCCCUUUUCUUCCUCCCGUUCGUCGUCGUCCCUGCCCGCUCUCUCCACCUCACCACCGUCUAUCGCACAGAAAUGUUCGCAUUUCUCGCACUCGCCGUCGCCCCUCUCGUCGCCGCCCUCCCGUCCCGUCUCGACACACGUCAGUCCGACGGACCCUGGUGCAAAGGCCUCGGCGGCGGCGCGUACGACGUAGCGUACAACUUCACGCUCAUCGCCAAGAACGCGACGUCGAACGACAACGGGGUGCAGAUCGUGCUGAACCCGCAGACGGACAGGAGCGGCGCGACGGUGUACGGGCUCGCCACAUACACCACCCAGCCCGGCACGCUCGCCCAGUUCCCGAACUUCUCCCUCUUCCACGGCGGGCUGACCGCGAACGAGCCAAGCAACGCCAAGUGCCAGCCCGUCUCGCCCGGCGCCGCCGAGGGCAGCGCCGUCAGCUUCCUGGACACGUGCACCGACCUCGCGACCGCCGCGCCCGUGUUCUGCGCCGUGGCUAGCACGAGCGCGGCCCAGGGAAGCCUCCCCACCCUCGCGCUCAACACCCACACGGACCGCUUCUUGAUUUGCCGCCAGGCGGGCGGGACCGCGGACGUCGUGGUGUAUGACGCGAGCGCCGACGCGACGGCGUACGAAUACGACACAUGCUAUGCGGUGACGCUGCACGUCGAUGAGACGGCUUGAGUGUCGUCCUAUGGUCGUUGAAACCGAGAUCGAGGACACGGUACGGGCUGGAUGAAGAUUUCUCGGAUUACUCGCGACGAACGGACUUCGCUUUUUGCUAUCCCAUACCCUUUGUUUUGAGGAUUACUCACCCCACAUUCGUUUGGUUCUUGGACAUAAUCGGACUUGCGUACUUAGGAUAGUCGCGGAGCUAAUGCAUGCACUAAUUAAUUGUCAUUAUCUUUCGUC